Molecule: messenger RNA, 2664 nt
Organism: Acaulospora morrowiae
Lineage: Eukaryota; Fungi; Glomeromycota; Glomeromycetes; Diversisporales; Acaulosporaceae
Source: the annotation of a GenBank genome assembly
AUGUUCUGGAGAUUCGGCGGCUUGAACAAUUCUGUUAUUGACUCACUUUUGGAUAAGGAGGAUCUAACUUUAGAAGAAUUGUUGGACGAGGAUGAAUUACUCCAGGAAUGCAAAGCACAUAAUAACAAGUUAAUUGAAUAUAUUAUCCUUGAUAGAACCAGUCUUCGUGAUCCGUCAAUUCUCUCCCAACUGCUGAAUUAUAUAAUCCGUGAAGACUUGGACGAAAAUCAGAGAUUCAAAUACCAAUACGUUGCAUGCGAAGUUUUAUGUUGCGAAAUUUGGACAAUUUGCGAGGCCGUUAUUGAAAAUGUAGAUUUACUAAAUUCAUUUUGGCAAUUCUUGGAUCGUGCGCCACCACUGAACCCAUUGCAAGCAAGUUAUUUUACCAAAGUCAAUGUGGUGUUCUUGCAAAAAAAAAUGAGUGAGAUGGCAAAAUUUAUUCAAUCCAUUCCUAACGUUGUAAAAAAAAUGUUGAAUCACAUGGAAACACCCACUAUCAUGGAUUUAUUGCUCAAGCUUAUUAGUGUGGAGGAGUAUCCAGAAGGCGCUGGGGUGAUUGAUUGGUUGAAUUCAGAAGGUCUUGUCAACGAAUUAAUUUCUCGUUUAGAUCCUUAUCUUGAACCUGACGUACACUCAACUGCAUCUCAGGUUCUUAUCGAAAUCAUCAACGUUUCUCAAUCAAGCAACCCUGAGCAAGGAGGAGUUGGUCCAAAUGCUCUGAGUAGAGAGCUUAUCAGCGAAAAAACUGUUACGCGUCUCGUCAACUAUAUGCUCGAUCCCGACGCACCAAAUUCGACUUCAACAUUGACAAACGGUGUAUCCAUAUUCAUACAAAUCAUUCAAAAAAACUACUGCGAUUAUAACGAGGAAGCGAUGCUUUCCUUAACACCACAACAACAGCAACAUCCCAUUGUUGACCUAAGCGACAUGUUGCGAGUUUUGGCUAAUCGUAUAGGCGACUUUAAGGCACUACUUGAAAAACCAAAGUCUGUGUCAGGCCAAAUUGAUACAACCAUCGGGAAAAUGGUUCCCCUCGGUUUCGAGAGGUUUAGGAUUUGUGAACUUUUCGCAGAAUUACUUCAUUGUUCAAAUAUGAGGUCACUUAAUGUUAUUCGACACGAGGUUCCUACCAAUGGAUUUUACGAAUUGAAACACACCGAUGAUGGACAUGGUUUCAUUCAAGGGAAUCCGAAAAAAGAAAACGUUCGGGAAGCCGAGAUUCAAAGUAUUAAGGACGCGAAUCAGAAUGACUCAAAUCAGUCGGGGUCUAGCCAGGAACCAUCGAUCUCAUCAGUUUCAUCCCCUAUACUAAUGGAUAUUGUGGAGAACGCACCGACACCUCCGAGUUUGGAGCGCAUUGCGAGCUCUGAUAAUUCCAAUGGAUUGAUCUCCACUCAGAUCCCAGUUGGUGACAUAUUAAAAGCUAAAUUCGUCGAAUACAAAAUCAUGCCGACAUGUUUGGAUUUAUUCUUUAACUUUAAAUGGAAUAAUUUCUUACAUACCGUUGUGUAUGAUAUGACCGCACAAAUAUUUCACGGACCAAUGGAUGUUGGCUACAAUAAAGCUUUGGCUAUCUCAGUUUUUACCGAUGGACAACUUACUAAACGUAUCACGAAUGCGCAGAGUGAACAACCGAAAGGCGUAAGGCUGGGUUAUAUGGGACACCUAACGUUCAUUGCCGAAGAAGUCGUGAAAUUACUUGAUCUAUACGCAGUAGAAAUUGGUGAAAAGGUUACAGAAUAUAUUGAAGCCGAAGAUUGGCAGGAAUAUGUAUCAAAAACUUUACGUGAAACAAGAGAACGUGAUCGGGCACAUCUAGGUGGUCAACGCCCGAGUAAUCACGAUAGCACGUCGCCUAGUCGCGAAGAAAGCGAGGAAGACGAUGAAGACGAUGAUAACCCAAUCGAAGCAGUUGCCGAUGGUGAUACGGCUAGUGAUCAGUUUGCGAGAUAUUUAUGUCAACAGAUUACUAAUGAUUUACCUGACAAAUUUGGCUCAUCGGACGAGAGUGAUGAUGACGAAGAAGGUUGGAUGGGUGAUGAUUUUGACAGGGAUGAUUUUGAAAUGCGUGGGUCUUUUGGAAACCCUAAUAUGCUUGAGGGAGAUCCUUUUGAAAGUCGAAGGUCUUCGUUGGGUGAUGAUUUUGGAGCUGAUAGCGACGAUGAAGAUCCAUCCAGCCAAUGGCCUUCAUCGAAUAUUCAAGAGCAUAAACAACUUCUUACUAUUGCUGACUGGUCAGCGGAUUUCCAAUCAGGUUUUAAAGCACCUAACACGACACAAAUUUCCGACUCUGCUACAACUAAUCAAUCCUAUGCGAUCAAUACUUUCGUUUCUACAAAUCGGCAGUCUAAUGCUUCUUCAUCUAUCUCAAAUUUAGCGCCAAAAGAAACUAAUGUUCAACAAACCCUUACGCUUGUAAAUAUUAAAGAAAAUGAAAGUGGAAAGGAUUCUGACGUGAAGGGAUCUAUGGAGACAUCGAUUCAUAUUACUUCAGUUUCAGAUAAUUCGAAUACACGAGAUUCUACGGAUUGGGGUGUGGAAAGAAAUCUACUUACGGACUUUGCUACCCUUGAUAAAAUGGGUAUCGGUGUGGAUAGUGAUGAUAAAGUUCAAAAUGAUACUUGCAAUGUAGUUGAUGGGAAUUCGACCGUUGAAAAAGCAUGA